AUGAAUGCACCCAGUAAACGAACGUGGUAUCGCACCACCAUAUUCAAUGUCUCUGUUGUCGCAGCAUGUGCCUUCAUUGCCCCUGGACUAUGGGCUGCAAUGAAUGGCCUGGGAGGUGCAGGCUCAGCAGAUCCAUACUACGUGAAUGCUGCCAAUGCAGUCAUCUUCUGUCUCCAGGUCGUCGUCUGCAUCUUUGGCAGCUCCCUUAUUGCAAAGAUCGGCAUUAGAUGGGCGUUUGUAUUGGGCAUGGUCGGCUUUCCUAUCUACGCGUCUAGCAUCUACUGUAACGUGAAGGACGGCAAUACCUGGUACAUAAUGCUGGCCUGCGUGAUCGACGGCGUCUCGUCCGGCAUUUUCUGGCUGACUGAGGGCGCCAUCGUGCUGGCAUACCCUGAGAAGCACCGACGAGGCAGAUACAUCGCCUACUGGCUCGCCAGUCGCAUCGUAGGGCAGAUGGUUGGCGGCGCCAUUACUCUCGGGGUCAAUGCUGGCAAUCGAAAGGAAGGCCAUAUCAGUGUGCAAACAUACCUGGUCUUCAUUUCGAUCCAGGCCUUGGGUCCCUUCGUCGCCGCUACUUUGUCCUCUCCUGACCAAGUCCAGCGAUCGGACAGUUCCAAAGUGGUGGUGAAUUUACCCUCGAGUCUCCAGAGUGAGCUUCGUGCCAUGUGGAAACUGCUUGGGCGCACUGAGAUCCUUCUUCUCCUGCCCAUGAUCUUCCAGAGCGUCUUUUCUGAGGCCUUCUUCUCGACAUACAAUGCCACUUACUUUACAGUACGGUCGCGGGCCUUGUCCUCGCUCGUGGCCAGCACUUGUGUGAUUAUUGCCAACUUCCUCUUGGGUUUUUUCCUUGACUGGCGCAGGCUGACGCUGAACACGCGCGCGGUCGCCGCGUUUGUGGUGAUCUACGCCUUUGAGCUGUCCCUGUAUAUCUACGCCAUGGUCGUGAACAAGGAGUAUGAGCGGCGAGAAGAGCGUCCAGUUUUUGACUGGACCGACGACGGAUUCGGCCGCGGUGUCUGCGUUUAUAUUCUGAUGCUCGUGGGCUUCAACCUCAUGUACGACUAUCUGUACUGGCUGAUCGGCACCGUCAACCGCGAUGGCGGCGACAUUGUUCGGCUCAGUGCCGUUGUUCGUGGUGUUGAGAGUGCCGGACAGGCCAUUUCAUAUGGCAUCAAUUCCAUCGACACUUUCUCGCUCUCGGGCGCCGUCGCGGUCAAUCUAUCAUUCUUUGCUGCUUGUAUCAUUCCCUCUGCCUUUGUAGUUUUCCGCGUUGGCAUCAUCGACGGUGUGAAGGUGCACAGCAUUCAGCAGGAUGAGCCGCCGACCAGAGCAGAUGCUGAUGUCCUGGAACACGGGAUGAAAUCCGAUGACUAG
This is a messenger RNA of Aspergillus puulaauensis, 1374 nucleotides long. RefSeq lists its product as uncharacterized. The record is from RefSeq and is a predicted model, not a curated record. The transcript has a single exon. Lineage: Eukaryota; Fungi; Ascomycota; Eurotiomycetes; Eurotiales; Aspergillaceae. The coding region runs from base 1 to 1374 and encodes 457 amino acids.